AUGGAGCAUCCCCCUGCUGCCGACUCCUCCUCCUCUUCCUCCUCUGCGCUCAGCCUCCUCGGCCGCUCCUCCAACACGUGGGCCCCACGCUUUGCUGGCCACCAGACGUGGCGACAGCGCGCUGACUCGUUCCGAGCUGGCAGGGCUGACUGGCCGCCAGAGGCGCAGGUGCACUGCGGCUUUGUGCAGUCGCCACCCGGCUGGCCGGGGACGGGGUUUGACAUCUCCAAGGCGGAUCAGAUGUACUUGGAGCAGUGCCGCAUUGCGGUCGUCUCGGCUAUCUUUGCAGACUGGGACCACCUCAGGCUGCCUCAGCGCUCCAAGAUCUCCGUGACAGCCAAGCGCAAGGCGUGUUUUGUGAUAUUCGUGGACGAGCAGACAGUGAGGGGGCUGUACAGGGACAACCUCAUUCCUGAUGCCAACGGCAAGGUGGGGCUGUGGCGCGUGGUGGUGGUGGCCCACCCGCCCUACUCGGACGCGCGGCGCACAGGGAAAAUACCCAAGCUGCUGACACACCGCCUCUUUCCCAACGCCAAGUAUUCCAUGUGGAUUGACAGCAAGCUGCGGCUCUUUGUGGAUCCGCUAGCCAUCCUGGAGCGGUUUUUGUGGCGGGGAGGGUUUGAAUAUGCCAUUUCCAACCACUACGACCGGCACUGCGUGUGGGAAGAGGUGGAGCGCAACAAGAAGCUGGGCAAGUACAACGCGACGGUCAUUGACGAGCAGUUUGAGGCAUACAAGGCAGAUGGGCUCACCAUGUUCAACCCCUCUGACCCCAACAACCUGCUCAUCAGCAAUGUGCCAGAGAGGGGGGGUGAUCAUAUGGACGCACAAUCAAGCUUCUCAAUCCCUCAUCUGAUCCCCACCUCCUUGCUCUACCACUCCCCUGUGCUCCCUUGCUCCUCUCAGACGUGCCAGAGGGGUCAGUGA
Molecule: messenger RNA, 927 nt
Organism: Closterium sp. NIES-65
Lineage: Eukaryota; Viridiplantae; Streptophyta; Zygnematophyceae; Desmidiales; Closteriaceae
Source: the annotation of a GenBank genome assembly